AUGUCUAUAUAUUCUGAUUUAAUGGCAUUAAUUGCCAGUGACGAUGGAUUUUAUUUUAAAGAUUUCAAACUUGACACACGUACAUAUCGAAUAUUUAAUUAUCGUCUCGCAACAUGGAGUUCGUUUAAAAAAGCGAAUGCUAUUGAAUGUCGAGGAAUUAUGUUUGAUAUCACAGUUCCAGAUCAACCACAACUCGUCUGUUUACCGCCACAAAAAUUUUUUAACUAUGAAGAAGGCGACUGUAACCAUACACUAGGCAAAUUUGGUGAUAAGAUGACAAAAAUGGAUGGAUCAUUGAUAUCUACAUUUUAUCAUGAGAACAAGGAACUUCGUUUAAAGUCAAAAGGAUCACUAACAUCAUCUCAAGCACAAGCAGCAACGAAGUUAUUCACAGGAAAAUUUAAAGAUGAAGUUACAAAACUGGUUAGAAAUGGUUACACUGUGAAUAUGGAGUAUACUUCGCCGACAAACCGUGUUGUUAUCUCUUAUCCUGACGAUCAACUGACUGUUCUGUCAAUACGUUGUCAUUCAACUACUGAAACUUUUUUUGGAACAAAACUGAGAAAAUUUCUCGAGUCUCAAAAUGAUAAAUAUGACGAAAUAUUAAAACAUCUUGUACCUUAUGAGGGUUUACAUUCACUCAAUUUAAAUCAUAACAUAUUUCUGACUGACGUACGAAAUGAAGAAUCAGGCGAAGGUUAUGUGGUAGAAAUUAUUAUGGAUGAAAAUAAUUCAUACUUAGUUAAAGUCAAAAAUCUCAGAUAUCUAACGUUACACACCACAAAAAAUAAUAUCAGUAAUUCACGACGUUUAUUUGAAUCAGUUAUUAAUGAAAGUAGUGAUGAUCUAAAAUCAAUGUUUUCACUGGAUCCCGAUUCCAUAGAUAUAAUUGUUAAAAUGGAAGAAUAUGUAAAACCACGUUAUAAUCAUUUAAUCGAAACUGUGGAGCAAUUUUACACCGAAAAUAAAGACUUAUCACGAAAAGAGUAUGCUCUGAAAGCACAAAAAUCACAUUCAAAAUAUAUGGGUUUGUUAAUAGCGUUAUAUUUAGGAAAAACGAAUAAUUAUAAAGAAUUUGCUAUUCGACAUUCGAAAGAUCUAUUUGGAAUUAAUGAACAGACACAAACCACGAACAACAACAAUGAGGAUGAAUGA
Molecule: messenger RNA, 1155 nt
Organism: Didymodactylos carnosus
Lineage: Eukaryota; Metazoa; Rotifera; Eurotatoria; Philodinida; Philodinidae
Source: the annotation of a GenBank genome assembly